UAAAAGUUGAGGCGAAACUUUGAGGAAUUCGGAUUCCCGGAUCCACACAGGGACAAUGCGCUGGGAUUUAAUGUUUUGGAAUUAGAUGCCGUUGCGUUGCGAGUCAUGGCCGACCCGGCGCGUGUCAAAACCGAACCAAGAAUUGACGUCACGUCUGCAGAGAAUGUUCACCUGGAUAAAAAUGCAGGUGAGGGUUCUGGCGGAGGAAACGCAGCGUCAGGGAAGACAACGGAUCAGCCCAGUGUGAAACAGGAGGAUAAAGUGGGCGUGGCGAAGGAAGUGGUGAGAGGAGAUGAGGAUGACGAAGGACACUCGAGCACUCAUCCUCCGCCUGCGAAAAAACUGAAAGUGGAACCGGAGAAGAAGAAGGAGAAGAGACAUAAAGUGGACGAAGACGAGAUCCAGAAGAUGCAAGUGUUGGUGUCUUCGUUCUCAGAGGAGCAGCUGAACCGGUAUGAGAUGUACAGACGCUCGGCUUUCCCUAAAGCAGCCAUUAAAAGGCUUAUUCAGUCCAUCACGGGAUCAUCAGUGUCUCAGAACGUCGUCAUCGCCAUGUCCGGCAUCUCCAAAGUGUUCGCCGGGGAGAUUGUUGAAGAAGCUCUGGAUGUGUGUGAGAAGUGGGGAGACACUCCUCCUCUACAGCCCAAACACAUGAGGGAGGCGGUGAGGAGGCUGAAGAGCCGCGACCAGAUACCCAACACCAAACACAAACGCAUCCUUUUCCACUAAAUGCACAGCAACAGUGAUGUUCCUGUCUUAAAUUUAAAGGAGCUAUUUGUAAUACUGAGAGCCCUCUUCUGGCCCUGAGCUGAAAACACUUCCAGACUUCUUGAUGAGCUCUGAUGCUUUUUAUUUAAAAAAGAAAAAAAAAGUUGAGCAGCUUUUUCACCUGGGAGUGGCCUUAUUUCAGGGCCAGAAAAAAAAUGUACACAGAAGCCUGAAAUGAAGAAACUAGCCUGAUCAUCUCCAUGGAAAUAUUGCAAAUCACUGCUUUUUAAAGACAUCUUUAAAAGUUAGAUGAUGAUGAUGAUGAUGAUUACAGGCUUGAAAUGUUACAAACUGCUCCUUUAACGUUUUAGCUGCCGAUGCUGUGGAGUUAACAGGAAGUGUUGAGUGGAGGGUGGAGGGAAUGGCUUAUGUGCCCAAAACUGAGAGCACGCCCUCUCAUUCCUGUUUGUGCUGUAAAUAGAAGUUGAAGCAUCUGUUCCAGCACCGUCUCCAUCGUGCUCUUGUCCGAUUCCCUUUACUUGACCUUGUUCUUAUCACACUUCAUGCUAACUAGCUAGCGUGCUAAUUGGGCUGUAGCUAGCAGAGUGUCGGCUCUGAUCGGACUUCACUUCAGCUGGAAAUGAAUGGAACAGUUUUUAAAAUAACUAACGGGACUCAAUCAGCAGAACUGGACAGAGUGAAACAGUGUUGAUGGAAAGACUUAAAGCUGCUGGGACUGAAAAAAAAAUUACUCCGUGUGUGUGUGAGAGAUUUUAAAUUGGGUCCAGUUGAGUUUUGCUCUUCACUGUAAAUACUGCUUCAGCCUGAAUCCUUUGGUUCAAUGCUAAUUAUUUUAGUUUAAAUAAAGUGUGUGUGUAAAGUG
This is a messenger RNA of Neoarius graeffei (lesser salmon catfish), 1591 nucleotides long. RefSeq names its product TAF11 RNA polymerase II, TATA box binding protein (TBP)-associated factor (gene taf11). Gene Ontology annotation, cellular component: transcription factor TFIID complex; nucleus. The record is from RefSeq and is a predicted model, not a curated record. NCBI's taxonomy places the organism in Eukaryota, Metazoa, Chordata, Actinopteri, Siluriformes, Ariidae. Gene Ontology annotation, molecular function: protein heterodimerization activity; transcription coactivator activity. The transcript has 6 exons. Bases 106 to 729 code for a protein of 207 amino acids. Gene Ontology annotation, biological process: transcription initiation at RNA polymerase II promoter; RNA polymerase II preinitiation complex assembly.